This is a messenger RNA of Urocitellus parryii (Arctic ground squirrel), 3982 nucleotides long. It is a transcript of the gene Mllt1, whose product is annotated as MLLT1 super elongation complex subunit. Gene Ontology annotation, biological process: positive regulation of DNA-templated transcription. Gene Ontology annotation, molecular function: chromatin binding. Gene Ontology annotation, cellular component: transcription elongation factor complex. The record is from RefSeq and is a predicted model, not a curated record. NCBI's taxonomy places the organism in Eukaryota, Metazoa, Chordata, Mammalia, Rodentia, Sciuridae.
CCGGGGGCGGGGCGGGGCGCCAGCCAUGGACAAUCAGUGCACUGUUCAGGUCAAGUUAGAGCUGGGGCACCGUGCCCAACUGCGCAAGAAGCCCACCACGGAGGGGUUCACUCACGACUGGAUGGUGUUUGUUCGUGGCCCAGAGCAAUGUGAAAUCCAGCACUUCGUAGAGAAGGUGAUCUUCCGGCUGCACGACAGCUUCCCYAAGCCCAAACGUGUGUGCAAGGAGCCCCCCUACAAAGUGGAGGAGUCGGGGUACGCUGGCUUCAUCAUGCCCAUCGAGGUGUACUUCAAAAACAAGGAGGAGCCGAGGAAGGUGUGCUUCACCUACGACCUGUUCCUGAACCUGGAGGGCAACCCACCUGUGAACCACCUGCGCUGCGAGAAGCUCACCUUCAACAACCCCACCACCGAGUUCCGGUACAAGCUCCUGAUGGCUGGCGGGGUGAUGGUAAUGCCCGAAGGAGCAGAAACGGUGUCCAGGCCCAGCCCUGACUACCCCAUGUUACCCACAAUUCCACUCUCUGCCUUCUCUGACCCCAAGAAGACCAAACCAUCCCACGGCUCCAAGGACGCCAACAAAGAAAGCAGCAAGGCCCCCAAGACACAUAAGGUAACCAAGGAGCACAGAGAACGACCCCGCAAGGACUCGGAGAGCAAGAGCUCUUCCAAGGAGCUGGAGCGUGAGCAGGCCAAGGGCGCCAAGGAGGCUGCUCGGAAGCUGGGUGAGGGCCGGCUGCCCAAGGAGGAGAAGGCCCCGCCUCCCAAGGCUGCAUUCAAGGAGCCCAAGAUGGCCCUGAAGGAGACCAAGCUGGAGAGCAUGUCCCCCAAGGGGGCACCCCAGCCCCCGGUCCUGCCCAAGGCUUCCAGCAAGCGGCCGGCUGCCGCAGACUCGCCAAAGCCCAGUGCCAAAAAGCAGAAGAAGAGCAGCUCAAAGGGGUCCCGGAGUGCCCCCAGCACCUCGCCCCGCACCUCGUCKUCCUCUUUCCCGGAUAAGAAGCCGCCCAAGGAUAAGAGCAGUACCAAAGGAGAGAAGAUGAAGGCCGAGAGCGAGUCCAGGGAGACCAAGAAGGCCCUGGAGGUGGAGGAGUCCAACUCAGAGGAUGAGGCUUCUUUCAAGUCAGAGUCCGCCCAGUCCAGCCCGUCCAACUCCAGCUCCAGCUCGGACUCCAGCUCAGAUUCAGAUUUUGAGCCCUCUCAGAACCACAGCCAAGGACCCCUACGCUCGAUGGUGGAAGACCUGCAGUCUGAGGAGUCUGACGAGGAUGACUCUUCAUCAGGCGAAGAGGCGACCGUCAAGGCAAACCCGGGCCGGGAUUCCAGGUUGAGUUUCAGUGACAGUGAGAGUGACAAUAGUGCCGACUCCUGCUUGCCUGGUCGUGAGCCCCCACCCCCGCAGAAGCCCCCCCCACCCAACAGCAAGGCAUCAGGCCGGAGGAGCCCCGAGCCCUGCAGCAAGCCUGAGAAGAUCCUCAAGAAAGGCGCCUACGACAAGGCCUACACAGACGAGCUGGUGGAGCUGCACCGGAGGCUGAUGGCGCUGCGGGAGCGCAAUGUGCUGCAGCAGAUCGUGAACCUGAUUGAGGAGACUGGCCACUUCAAUGUCACCAAUACCACCUUUGACUUCGAUCUCUUCUCCCUGGACGAGACGACCGUGCGCAAGCUGCAGAGCUACCUGGAGGCCGUGGCCACAUGACCCUGGGCCAGGUGCCAGGCCCCCACCGCCAGGGUCCUGGGAGGCCAUGUCCAGGCCCUGCCUGCCUUCCUCUCUCUUGACUUGCCCGCCCGCAGCACUGCCUUAGUGACCGCCCUGCCCUCAGCCCUCACAGCCAGCUGCACUUUUCUGGGUGGCUUCCAGCCUGCCACCCACCACCCUGUUGGGAACCUGGGGCCCAGGGGUCGGGCCAGUGCUGCGGCUCCCAGCCUCACGUGCACCAUUACCCGGGCUCCCCUCAGAAUGCGGUUUAUGUUGAAGGCAGCGCUGGGCCUCGCUCCUGAAAGAGGAAGAAAAUUCCAUGGAAUGUGUAUGACUGAGGGCCCCUCAUCCGACCUAGGGACCAGCCCCCUAAACAAAUGGUGGCUCUGUCCCCAGCUCCAUGGGGGCUCUGUGCCGCCUUUUCUCUGUCUGGGCCUCUCUGAACAGCUGGGGCCACCUCCGCAGCCUGCCUGGGACCUGGGGAGGCUCUGUGUCUGCACCAGGCUGGGCCACGCUGCCCUCUGUGCCAGCCGGCAUUGCGUCCUGUGUGGGCCCUCACUGUGCCAGGCCUCCGUGCUGUGCAGCUCUAUGUAUAGUAUAUAUAUGUGCGCGCUGUGUGUCCAGAAGCAGUUUCCAAUGUGCGUUUCUGUGGCCACGGUGCACGUGGGGGGUGGGGGGUAAGGUGGGGCUUAUAGGUUAAGAUGUCUCYGUGGGUCUUCUUGCCGGCUGGCCUCCCAGGGCACAGAGGAACCCCCACUUUGUGGGUCCAAGGAUGCCGCUGCCCCCCUGCUGGGGCUCCCAGAGCCAGUGAACAUGACCACGGGGCAGCCAGUCCUCAGGGCACUGGGGGAGCUGCCCCUCCCUGGCAGCUCCUCAGGUGGGUACCCAGUCUCUAGGGACAGACGCUUAGCCUCUGGGCUGCUCCUCCUGUAGGAUUCUCUUCCUCCCCUUCUGUUAAUCAAGUCUUCGAACUUUGAAAAAAAAAAAAAUGAGCUUUUGCCAAAUAAGACGGGAUAGUCUGUGGUUUGGAGGUGCGUGUGCACUCAGCCUGUGGCUGGGGUGUGGGCCCYACCGGGCAUAGGCCUCAGGCUCCUCUCCUCGUGCGACUUCCGCCUCCAUGGCUGCGGUUCACCCUGGGUGCAGCCUGGAGGCUGAACUGUGCACCUGGGAAUCUCCAAGGACCGAGCCAGUCCAGCUCCGCCCGGCCCGCCUUUCCAGGGCCCAGAGCCCUUGUAGUCAGCCAACUCUGGGUUUUCCCAGACCUUGAUCCAGAGCUCCCCACACCCCGGCCCCCAGCUUCAGAGUCUGUUCCAGUGUUCGCGCCCUGACACAGCGUGGGAAGGAGGACUGGGCCUGCGGUGGCCCCCGGUUCUCCAGCCCGUGGUGGGAGUCUCCAUCUCGCCUGCUGAUGUUCAGACACAGGAGGCGGCAGGGUCCCUCGUCUUGUCCUCGCUCUGGGUCUGCCUGUCAAGCAGACCUGAACACUCCCUGGGGGGACCCCAGCUCCAGCUGGGGAGAGCCCCAGAUUCUCCGGGAAAGGCCAGGAACUCAGAGGAAGCCUCAGCACCGACUCUCCCACGCUCACUUUCCUGCCCACUGCCUUCAAAAGGAGGAGGGCAGGCCACCAGUACUCCAGAGGGGAACGUCUCCUUCUCUGGGAACACUCCAAGACAUGGACAGAACAGACCGGCCCUGCAGAGGCUGCUGGGAAGAUGGCAGCUGUUCAGUCCUCUGUGCAGAGGCAGCAGGUCACCAGUGGGCCCUCAGCGGGCCCUCAGCCCAAGGGGCUGUUCUUUCUCCUUGGUGGGAUUGUCCGGUCCACACAGCAAUGUGGGAAGCCCUCCUGCUUGCCCUCGGCAGCAGCGUCCAGUCCUUCCUGCAGUUCUGUGGCCUCCGGAAGCUUCAACCCGUUUCUCAGUUACCUCCUCUGACCGGAAGGCCUCACCACUGUCCCCUGGAGCUGCUAUGGGCCCAGGACUGGCCYUGUGGCCACCAGUGGAGGUGCCGGGCAGCCAGGACCUGACUGCAGGGUUCCUGCUGCUCCCCACCCCCGCUGGGCUCUGGGGACGCUUCCAUAGGAAGGGCCCAGCACUCUGUGACUGCCAUGUGUCUCAUGUAAAGCCACCUGCUCUGGUGCAAAUCCCUGUGUUUCACUUUCUCCUGAGCAAAAUGUAAACCGAUGCCGGACAGCGAAGGGUGUCCAAGCCUUUCUCACCCGCAAGGGUUUUUACCAGAAUCUGUCUCUAGGAACUGAGGAACUGGGACACUUAAUCGGCCUGAGACCAA